AUGAAGUUGGAUGUGCUUGAGAAAGCUUAUGAGAGAGUGGAUCCUGCUACUUCUAGCUUAAAAACUGAAGUACUUAGGACUAACUUAACUGAUCUUUAUAAGGAGUAUCAGGAUAGGACCCGGGGCAGUUCUUCAGGUGCUUCAUUUGUUCCAAAUCCACAGGAUCUAGUUACUGAAUCUCCUCUUGAAGAUGAUUUAGACAAUGAUCUCUUUGAACUAGAAAGAAGCCUUGGAAGUAAUAUGGGAAACACAAAAACACAUUUAGAUGUGUAUUUGGAGGAGAAAAGGCUAGAUAGAAAGUCAUUUCCUGAUUUGGAUGUUUUAAGCUAUUGGAGAGAGAACCAGUUUAGAUUUGGUGAUUUAGCUGUUGGAUAA
Messenger RNA from Brassica oleracea var. oleracea, 375 nucleotides. RefSeq lists its product as uncharacterized. The record is from RefSeq and is a predicted model, not a curated record. Lineage: Eukaryota; Viridiplantae; Streptophyta; Magnoliopsida; Brassicales; Brassicaceae. Bases 1 to 375 code for a protein of 124 amino acids. The transcript is spliced from 2 exons.